This is a messenger RNA of Lentinula edodes (shiitake mushroom), 963 nucleotides long. RefSeq lists its product as uncharacterized. Lineage: Eukaryota; Fungi; Basidiomycota; Agaricomycetes; Agaricales; Omphalotaceae. The transcript is spliced from 4 exons. The coding region runs from base 1 to 963 and encodes 320 amino acids. The record is from RefSeq and is a predicted model, not a curated record.
AUGGACAUUGAUAAUGGCCCCAUCUCUGGAGAUGAUUUACCAGAACAAGGGGAUAAAAGCCCUGCGGUAUAUAAACGGCAUCCUCUGUAUUACUUUGAAGAUGCAAAUCUAUUCCUGAAGGCUCAGGAUUCGGGAUUUAUUUAUGCUGUCUAUAAAGGGAUGAUGGCCAAGUUUAGCGAAACCUUCGAGGCCUGUUUUACAUUUCCCCAACCUCAAGGAAAAGAAGAGGGCACGAUCUUUGAUAAUCCCAUCUUGCUACCUAUCGAUGCUGCAGCAUUUGAUGUCCUCUGUAGCUUUAUCUUUCACCUAGGAUGGAAGUCCCAGAGCAACAGGAGCACAGAUGAGCUUCUCGCCCUCGGCAGGAUUUCUCAGUUUUUACAGUGUCCAGAUGCCCUGAAAUUUGCAAUCGCCGGGCUUAGAUUUCACAGCUACGACUUCAAUGGAGGCAAGAAAAUGUUUUAUGCGAGCACAUUUGGUGUUCCGAAGUGGGGCUAUAGUGCUACUCGGGAGAUUUUAACCUCAGUUUAUGGGGUCGGAGGUUGUUGCAGUGAAUAUUCUAUCGAUAUGAAGAUUCAUAAACUCCUUCUUGAAGGCGAAAGCAACCUUGUUUGUCAAAUUCAACUUCUCGCUCGUGAAAUUCCCAACCUUGAUGACGAUGCUGUAUGGUCAAACUGCCCCCAGAAGGAUCGCUGUAUGAAAGCUCUUAUCAAAGGAUGGGAAGUUUUGGGACCUGCAAUUGGCCAGACUCGGGGUGCGAUUCGCCAGGUAAAAGUUCUGGUUUCCAUGAAAGUAGAGAGCGAGGCCAGUUUUGCACCUAUGAGGCUAAAGUGCAGGGAGGUUUUGUGUACACGAGUUGGACAGGUUGUUGAACGAAUCGAGGCAUUUGUCAAUAAUGCUGCUGGGGAGCGAGUCAAGGCCUGCAUUGAGCAGGAACAUCCUGAGGCUUAUGAUGUCGAAGACUAG